Molecule: messenger RNA, 580 nt
Organism: Paramuricea clavata
Lineage: Eukaryota; Metazoa; Cnidaria; Anthozoa; Malacalcyonacea; Plexauridae
Source: the annotation of a GenBank genome assembly
CCAUUCAGAGCCAGAGUCGCGCAACGCAACACCAAACUGAUAGUCGGAAUAAUUUGGGGAAUAUCAGUGACAAUUCUAAUUCCGGUUAUAAUAUACACAAAAUUCGAUCCGAAACGACACGCCUGUAAAAUAGCCGUCCCUUAUAUGGCUAUAUAUGUCAUUGUAAUAACUUUUAUAGCAUUUGUAGUACCACUUGGGGUCAUGUCCUACUGUUAUUAUAAAACAGUGGUCGUACUAUGGUUUUCAGAUACAGACCGAACACUAAGUCAUGUACCAACAAACCGCACGGCUCUUCAAACACAUCGAAAAAAAGUUACAAAGUUUCUGGGUAUAGUGAUCGCUUCGUUUCUUGUAUGCUCCGUUCCGGUUGCUGUCGUGCUUGUUGCUAGGCGAUACAUGACUGUCCCGAAUGCGCUGUUUUUUUCCACAAUAUUGUUGGCAAUGUUCAGCUCAAGUGUCAAUCCAGUUAUAUUCAUGGUUCAGAACGGACAGUUUCGAAAUGGGUUAAAGAAUCUUGUGGUCAAAAGGAAUGUUGCGGUUAUACCUAAUCCCCGAAUUUUGGCCGGUAGAGCCGGCGAGA